Messenger RNA from Blastocystis hominis, 336 nucleotides. RefSeq lists its product as hypothetical. Bases 1 to 336 code for a protein of 111 amino acids. NCBI's taxonomy places the organism in Eukaryota, Bigyra, Opalinata, Blastocystidae. The record is from RefSeq and is a predicted model, not a curated record. The transcript has 4 exons. Gene Ontology annotation, molecular function: oxidoreductase activity, acting on the CH-OH group of donors, NAD or NADP as acceptor.
AUGCGAAGAUCCCGUGUGAAAAUCAACGGAAGAACGGCGCUGAUCACAGGCGGAGCAAGUGGAAUUGGUCUGGCAACGGCUAAAUUAUUUGCGGAGACCGGAAUGAACGUGGUGAUUUGGGAUAAAAACAUGGACAAUCUGCAGAAGACCAAGGAUGAAGUACUAAAGCAUAUGAAGAAAGGAUUUUUGUUCAUGCAACAGCACGUCGAUGUCUCCUCAAAGCAGCAGAUUGAGACCGCUCACAGCGAACUGAGCAAGACGCUGUCCGACUGCGGCAUAAGCCCUGUCUCGAUCAUCGUAAACAACGCAGGUAGUGGAGCGAGUGAAUGUGUGUGA